Molecule: messenger RNA, 1284 nt
Organism: Polychytrium aggregatum
Lineage: Eukaryota; Fungi; Chytridiomycota; Chytridiomycetes; Polychytriales
Exons: 1
Coding region: 96-1274 (392 amino acids)
Source: RefSeq, a predicted model, not a curated record
GCUUCAUCCUCAUCCCGCCUCUUCCCUCUGCCCCAGCUGUCUCCCAUCUGCAGCCACCACUCACUCGCGGCCUGUCCCCAUCCCUCUUUUCCGCCAUGCGAGCUUCAGCACAAACCAUGGCCGAGCCAUCCCCGGUCCAGGAGGACCUCGCUCGCUUCGACCUGCUCACCAUCCUGAUCACAAAUGAAGCAUUCAUUCACGCUGCGAGUCCACCAUUGCUCGCAAAGCUCCUGAGAGUCUCAAACCAGACUCGGGCCAUCCUCAACACUUAUCAAAUAUGGGAGCGAUUACUAUCUCCGAAUUCGCAGAUCACACCCGAAUUCCUGUUCGAGGGUGUCGAUCCCUCCAUCGAUCAGUUGAAAGUGACGCAAGGGCUCCUCUGCUACACACUUCGCCGGAACCAGCACAUGCCAAUCAGCUCAUCGAUACUGGAGAAAGAAAACGAGCUCUGGUCCGAAGUCUAUCGAGACAGACAGCUGUUCAACCGAGUGUUUCGAUACUGCCAAGUGACCGAUCCAGAGUUUCACUUCCCCGAGAACGCAAAACCAAACGGACUCAAGGAAUUAUCCGUCGAGGGAUUGAUAACGAUCGCUGAAAAACAAUACUUUGAAUUUCAAUGGCCGAUAUCUGUUGGAUUUUGGUACGGUGCCACGAUUCGACCAAGCCAGCGCAUGGACAGAUAUAUCUAUGUCUCCAAGCUUUUGCCAUUCGACAUCUCAGGAAUCAACGGCGCAAAGGAACAGAAACUGACACUCGAGGAUGUGUCGUUUCUGGAAGUGUCUGGAUGGCCCAAGACACUCUCCGAUAUUUCAAAUCUGGCGAUCAGGCAUAACUAUCGGGAACGAGUGACCGAUCCACUGAUCAGCUUGGAAGGCAUGCCUAAGGAGCUGCCUCGCCUGACAACGCUCGAUCUGAGUGGAUGCAGUCGACUGAAAUCGCUCAAAGGAGUGUCUGAGAUGCCAGAGCUAGUGGCGCUUCUCCUCCCCAGCUCCAUCGAGUCCUUGGAAGGCAUGCCGAAGGUCAUGCCUAUGCUGGCAACGCUCGACCUGAGUAGAUGCAGCCAACUGACGUCGCUCAAGGGAAUGCCUGUGAUGCCAAACCUGGAGGAACUUCUCCUCCCACCAUCUAUCGAGCCGCUUGAAGACAUCCCGAAAGUGCUGCCCACGCUUACAAGGCCCAGCAUGAGUAGAUGCGGCCAGCUGAAGUCGCUCGAGGAAAUAUCCGAGAUGCCGCGGUUUGAGAUCCUUCAACUCCUCGAGUCAACAGAGUCCUGAAAGACAUGCC